CUGAGGUCGCUCGUCAGGACGAGUGUCCCCGUGGCGCGCGGCGGCGAAAGUGCACAGCAAAACAAGCGUACCAACGGCAAUGUCGUCGACGAGCAGUGCGAUCGAUGCCGAGCAGGCGAAAUCCAUCGCGAUUCGCGCGUGCGAAACGGACGGCACUCUGCGACUGGUAAAACACGAGCUGGAAGCUUACUCCAAGAGUAAAGUCGGUUUCCUCGGCAGUCACCAGAGACUCAAGAUCACCGUGGAAGACGAAGGCAGCGGUGAGACGAGGACGCUGAAUUUCUUCGUGAAAUUGGUGCCCCGAGACUCGCAGGCGCAGGUGGAGUUUGUAAAGCAGCGUCGAGUUUUCAAUCAAGAGGCUGAAUUUUUUACGAAACUGAUGCCACGGUUGCUGGAAGCCACCUCGGCUAGCCACACGGAAGCAUGGGCGCCCCGAUGUUACCUGGCUAACGAGGAUUUGGUCGUGCUCGAAGACGUGCGCGACCGAGGCUACUUCAUGCGCGAUUCGAAGAUUCUGUCGACCGAGCAGCUGAGGUCGGCAGCCGCGGCGAUGGCGCGUAUGCACGCCGCUUCGAUGAUCGCCGAGAGGAGACUCGGACAAGCGCUCAACGAGCUUUAUCCGCAAGCCUGCGCCGAGCAGAUAUUCCAUCCGCAGAUUCGCGAUCACGGUAAUGCUCUGCUGGAGUCGCUGAUCGUCGAGGUGAGCAAACGCACGAAUCGCAGCUGCAAGAACACCGUACCGAUGAUACAUCGAGCUUUCGACUUCGUGACUGGCCAUGCCAAGCAUCGCGUGGUUUGCCACGGCGACGCCUGGUCGAAUAACGUCAUGAUAAAGGACGGACAACCAGCCAAGUGUCUGCUGGUCGAUUAUCAGAUGACGAGAUACGCACCGCGGAUGUUCGACGUGGCGGAACUAAUUUGCCUCAGCACUUACCGCGACGCUCGCGACAAGAACGAGAAGACAGUGGUAAAGGCUUAUUGGGAGGAGUUGUGCGAGACGCUGAGCAAGUGCGAACCGUCGAUCGACAGACCAACGUACGACGAGUUAAUCGACGAGUACAAACAGGCCAAACAUUCCGCUUUGUUCCUUGCUGUUAUGUACCUACCGAGUAUAAUGCUCAGUUAUGAUGUAUUCGCUAAGUACAAGGAUGAUCCAGCUGCGCUUUAUCAGAAUUUCGUGUUCAGACGGAACAACGCAUGUGUUUUAGAGCUGAUGGAUCAGGAUGAGGAAUACGCAAGGAGGAUCACCGAAGCAGUUUUGGAUUUUGUGGAAAGCUGUGAGAAAAUCACCGCCGCCGAAGAAUGAUGAAACUUGUCAAUAGUUUAUAUACAUAACGUGAUUUCGAAAAGUGUAAUAUUGUAGAAAAGUGUAUUUAAUCUCUACGUUGAAUAUUUCACUUUUGUUCUCUAUUAAUUGAUACGGUGUCAAGGACUUUUAG
Molecule: messenger RNA, 1439 nt
Organism: Phymastichus coffea
Lineage: Eukaryota; Metazoa; Arthropoda; Insecta; Hymenoptera; Eulophidae
Exons: 1
Coding region: 80-1306 (408 amino acids)
Source: RefSeq, a predicted model, not a curated record